Molecule: messenger RNA, 1317 nt
Organism: Kwoniella botswanensis
Lineage: Eukaryota; Fungi; Basidiomycota; Tremellomycetes; Tremellales; Cryptococcaceae
Exons: 12
Coding region: 1-1317 (438 amino acids)
Biological process (GO): magnesium ion transport
Cellular component (GO): membrane
Molecular function (GO): magnesium ion transmembrane transporter activity
Source: RefSeq, a predicted model, not a curated record
AUGAUCGAAGAUAAAUAUAUAGGGCUGGGUCUGGCGCUGGGUGGAACCUUCUUGAUUGGAUCAAGCUUUAUAAUAACGAAGAAGGGGCUAAACGAUGCUGCGAAGAAAGAUAUGAGUGAAUAUCCACAUUCACAUCAGAGACAGACUGGACCUCGAAAUGCAUCGGAGGACUUGUCAUAUCUGCAGAAUCCUAUAUGGUGGGCUGGUAUGAUAACGAUGGUCGUCGGUGAAGUAGCAAAUUUCGCUGCUUACACUUUCGCGCCGGCGAUCCUAGUAACGCCUUUAGGAGCAAUGAGUGUGAUUAUUGGUGCUAUCCUGGCUUCUUUCUUACUGGAUGAGAAAUUAGGUAGACUAGGAGUUUGUGGAUGUGCUUCCUGUAUAAUCGGGUCCGUCAUCAUCGUUCUACAUGCUCCUUCAGACAAAGAAGUAGAGACUGUAGAUGAGAUACUUACAUAUGCCGCAAAGCCAGCCUUCUUGUUCUACAUCACGUUUGUCGCUGUCUUUUCUCUUUACAUGAUUUACCGUGUCGUCCCAACCCACGGUACAAGAAACCCUAUGGUAUAUCUAUCGAUAUGCUCUUUGGUAGGAAGUGUUUCAGUCAUGGCUAUCAAAGGUUUUGGUGUAGCGCUCAAAUUGACGUUUGCCGGGAACAACCAAUUGACCCAUAUCAGUACAUAUGUCUUCGGAGUAGUAGUCGUGGGGUGUAUCAUGGUGCAGAUGAACUAUUUCAACAAAGCUUUGGACACCUUCUCUACCAAUGUUGUCAACCCUAUCUACUACGUCUUCUUCACCACCGCCACCAUUAUUGCUUCUGCCAUUCUUUUCUCGGGCUUCAACACCCCUGGAGGAGUCAACACCAUAUCACUGAUUUGCGGGUUCUUGAUCAUCUUCAUGGGAGUGUACUUGUUGAACAUAUCAAGAGAACCAGAAGCACCCCAUCAUGCAUCAACGAUGGAAUCGGGAUUGAUGAACCCACGAAUGAGCAUGUCCGGUCGAGUGUCAAUGGAUUCCAACAACCCCACAUUAUGGAACUACGGUUCGGUCCCUGGAGGAGCGACAUACGCUGCAGACGGAUCAUUACAUUCUGCAGGACACGGCCGAAGAAGCAGUAUCUAUCGAUCUCAGAACUCUACACUUUUCAAUGCGUUUGAAGAAGAAGGUAUGGCUUUGACGCAGUUACCUGAAGAGGACGAAUCCGAUGAUGAGUCAAGUAGGAGAGAGCAGAAUCAGGGACCAGGACGGAAUCUGGUGGGUAAGCAGACAAGAAACGAAGUUGCUGGUGGGAGACAUCCAGCGUAUCAGGAGUCAGGGAGAUAA